CACCUGCUCCUCCCGCUCUCCGCCCGCACCUUCGCGCGCAUGCGCUAUGCCCCUUCCACACCCACCCCCCCGCCCCACGCUCCUGCGCAGCCGCCUUCUCCUACGCAGGCGCCCGCGCAGGCGCACUGGCAGCUCGCCGUCCCGCGCAGGCGCAGUGCCGUGUCGUUCCCCCUUUCCUCCGUCCCUUCCCGUCUCCCCGCGCUCCGGCGGCCCCUUUAAGAGGGCCCCCACCCAAGGGUCUCGCCGAGGAGGGGGUCCCGGCGGCCCCGCCAUGUCGUGGCGGCGACAGUGGUGCUACCUGUGCGACCUGCCCAAGAUGCCCUGGGCCGUGGUGUGGGACUUCAGCGAGGCCGUCUGCCGCGGUUGCGUCAACUUCGAGGGCGCCAACCGUAUCGAACCAUUGCUGGAGGCCGCCCGACGACUCCGGCACAGCCACGCCGAAACCCGGCACCGCGACGCUCCGAUGCCGAGUCUGCCCGAAGGGCCGUGCCGCUCCGAGGAGGUGACAGCCGAGCGCCGCGGCCCGCCGUUGCCGGUACCGUGCCGCCCGCGCGGCGCCGAGUGCCUCGCGGAGCUGAGCGAAGCCAUGCGCGGCCGCGCCGAGGACUGGCCGGGGAAACCGCCGGCGGUGCGGGAACGCCUGGCCGCCCUUGCCGGCUGCGCUCCCUUCAACGUCCGCUUUCGUAAGGAUCACGCUUUGGUGGGACGGGUCUUCGCCUUCGACGCCGCGCCCCGGCCCGGCUUCGAGUUCGAAUUGAAGCUUUUCGCCGAAUAUCCCUGCGGCUCCGGCAGCGUCUACGCCGGCGUGCUGGGCCUGGCGAAGCAAAUGUUCCAGGACUGCCUACGGGCGCCCGGCAAAGCCAUUUCCUCCGGUUACAAAUACCUGGAGUACGAGAAGCGCCAGGGCAGCGGCGAUUGGCGGCUGCUCGGCGAACUCUUCACCGAAGCCGUCCGCUUCUUCCGCCACCCGCCGGCGCCCGAAGCCUUGCCUCAGCAGCACCCUCCUCCGCCACCGCGUCGCCGCCGCAAAGCUUCGCCGGAGCCGGAUGAACCUCGACCGCAUCGUCAGCACCCACCGAACGAAACCGCGGCCGAGGAACCUCCCGCCUCUCAUCGCCCGGCGGAAGAUUCGGCGUCGCCGACGUUGUGUUGCGGUCUGUGCCGGCAGCGGUUGGAGGACACCCACUUCGUGCAGUGCCCGUCGGUGCCGGCUCACCGGUUCUGCUUCCCCUGCGCCCGCCGCGCCAUCCGCGCGCGGGGUGCCGGCGGGGAGGUGCACUGUCCCAGCGGGGGCCGUUGUCCCCUGGCCGGAUCCGGCCUCCCCUGGGCCUUCAUGCAGGGCGAAAUCGCCGCCAUCUUGGCCGGCGACGUCCGCGUCAAGAGGGAACGGGACCCCUGA
Grus americana (Whooping crane) is the source of this 1399-nucleotide messenger RNA. RefSeq names its product interferon regulatory factor 2 binding protein 1 (gene IRF2BP1). Gene Ontology annotation, cellular component: nucleus. The coding region runs from base 47 to 1399 and encodes 450 amino acids. NCBI's taxonomy places the organism in Eukaryota, Metazoa, Chordata, Aves, Gruiformes, Gruidae. The transcript is spliced from 2 exons. Gene Ontology annotation, molecular function: transcription corepressor activity. Gene Ontology annotation, biological process: regulation of transcription by RNA polymerase II. The record is from RefSeq and is a predicted model, not a curated record.